Molecule: messenger RNA, 3638 nt
Organism: Saimiri boliviensis boliviensis (Bolivian squirrel monkey)
Lineage: Eukaryota; Metazoa; Chordata; Mammalia; Primates; Cebidae
Source: RefSeq, a predicted model, not a curated record
CGAGAGUUGAUGCCGGCGCGGGAUUUCAUACUUAAAGCAACAGGACUACUAUAAACCUAAAAAUCGACGCAGGGCGGAGAGGCCGCGGCGGCAGACUAGGUUUUCGGACUCCGACGCGACCGGGAAGACUCUGUCCGGGCCGAGAGACUGCGGCGGGCGGGCCGGCCUGGGGAGAGGCGCGGAAAAAUGCGGGUCCCGGAGGCACUUGUCCACCCUGCUCCAGGUUGACCCUGGGGACGCGGCGUCUGGUCCUGGUCUCCGCCCCUGCGCCACCUGAGGCUGUGCCAUGGCCCAGCAGAGAGCCCUGCCCCAGAGCAAGGAGACACUGCUGCAGUCUUACAACAAGUGGCGGAAGGAUGACAUCAAGUCCAUCAGGGACAACUUCACUGAGAUCAUCAAGACCGCCAAGAUUGAGGAUGAGACACAGGUGUCACGGGCCACUCAAGGUGAACAGGACAAUUACGAGAUGCACGUGCAGCCGCCAAUAUCGCGGGAAGAUAGACGGAGAACUUCACCUGGCCCACAUGGAAGAGGUGCUCAAAGAGCCCUAGCCACCUGAAACAGGGAGCUGGGAAAUUCUUGCACUUGAAACCACACCUCUCACAGACUCAAAGAGAAGUUUCUCUAACACCAUCCCUCAUUAGGUAUGUCUAAGGCAACAGUUUAUUGCAAAUGGCUCCUCCUCCCCCUUAAAGAAGCAGAAUGCCUAACUGGCUUUCUUGGAUCUUCACAGAACAUCUCUUACUAACAUAUGCUAUUCCAGCCCACUUACCAGGUGACUCAGAGCUAUGAACAUUGAAGAGGACCCAGAACAAGAGAAGGCUUAGCUACCAUGCCAGGUGCUUUGCCACUGGCCAUAUGAUUUAGCAGUUCCUGUGGCAAUUUGAAGCCUUUAGGAGACCUCCCAUGGGUAAAUCACAGUACAGACUCAGGAUUUUAAGCAAGCCAGUGGAUAACAUAUUUUGAGAAAUAACAAUUUACUUGCUACAGGCCCUUCUAGAGACUGAAUAUUUAAUCAUAUGUCACCAAGUUAUUGUGUGACCUGAGAUGCCCACGAGAAACUGGGUAGUGUAUGCCCCGCAGUUGAAGUUGGAUAUGCACAGCAGCACUUCAUUGAUAAAUGGAAGCAGUAUUAUUUGAGACUGGGCUUGAAUAGACCAUGAAGGUUCAAUUAAUUUGCAUGAGGAAUUGGUCCAAAUGUUCAGAGCCUCCCACUCUGGUCCCUACAUUACCUUCUCCCAGCUCGUAACUAUGGACCCAUGAAGAUUUUUCUAUGAGCAGUUGACUAUCGAAGAGCUCUGGCUCAGUUUACAGAUGACUCUCCAUGAUAGGCAGGCAUCACAGGUAGACAGCUGCAGCACUACAGCCCGUUUCUAGGACAUCCGUAAAGAAUGUGGGUGAAGGAAAGUCCUUUUAGCAGCCAGAACUUUGAACAGUAAACCUGAUUGUUCAUUUUGCCAGGAAGGGGAAAUGGCCUGAGGUAAGAGUUUGUAAUAGUUUCUAACCUGUGGCCAGUGGUUCGGCUGGUUAGGAGUGUGGAAGGAAUACAGUUUGAAAACUGGAGACAGUAAGGUCUGGGGGAGAGGUAUGUGGACCGCCCUGAAUGGGCAAAAAAGGUGGAAUGGCCUUUUGAAGACUAAAUUAUAGCAUCCGCUGUUGGCAAUACCUUGCAGGGCUAAAGCAAAGGCUUCUAGGAUUCUACAUAGUGUUUAAAUCACUGUCCAAUAUAAACUGUUUCUCCAAUAACCAGGUUUCAAGGGUGUAAGAAUCAAGGGGUGAAAAUGGAAAUAACUUUAUUACUCCCUAGUGAUUUCCUCAAUUUUUGUUCCCAAGGAGUUUGGAACUAAGACCCCUAGACAGCAGAGCCUAAGGGAGGCAUGACUGUAGCAGGAGACAAAACAAUGAAUCUGUUAAAGUUGAGAUGGCCGGCAUGGCAUGCCAUUAGCUGCCUCAUACUUCUGAUUCAAAAGUAAAGGAAUUGCUGUACUGGUUAGGGUGAUUGUUCUUGACAACCAAGGGAAAACUGGACUGCUUCGCAAGGAGGUAAGGGCUAAUAUGUCUGGAAUAUACAAGAUCCUUUAUGGUGUCUCUUGGCACCACCAUGUCUUGUGGUCAGUCAAGUGAAUACCAUACCAACUCCAUUUAGAAGGGAUUGCUAAUGGUCCAGACCUUUCAGGAACAAAAGCUCAGGUUAUCCCACAAGGCAAAGAACCACAGCCAGCUGAAUUGCUUACUCUAGGUAAAGGAAAUAUGGAAGGGGGUGUUGGUAGAAGGUGGUUAUAAAUACUGGCUAUGACCAUCUGACUAGUUGUGGAAACACAGAUCCUGAUAGUUACAAAUAUUUGUUAGGAAUGUUUGCAUAUAAAGUAACUACUUGUGUCUCAUCUCUUUACAAUGUAGUACAAAUGUUAAUACUAGUUGACCUAGUAUUUGUUAGGAUAGAAUCUAAGUAAUUGCAUAUUAAAGAAGAGUAAACUGUACUCAAGUAAACUUGCACCCUAUUGGGGAAGGGUGACUGUUUUCAGUUGUACACAGAGUUGUGUUAUGUUAGGCAGAACUAUCUAUUUGGAGAUUACGUCUUAAUGUGAUGCGUAUAGGUGCCAAGUUGAUAAUGGUAGACUGUGUAAUAAUUUUUUGAUAUGCCUAUGCGGCCAGACUACCGUCCCCAGUUCUAAAAACACUAAAGUAGGUGUUGCUUUAGAAGUAUCAUGUAAAUAUGAUUAAACUCCAUAAUCAGUUGACUUGAAGUAUAAGGGAUGUUCUCCCAGACAAGCUUGUAUGCCAGAUCCAAUCAUUUGAAAGGACUGAACAGAGCCGAGGCUUCCCUAAUGAAGAAAUUCUCUGCAGUCAGAAGUUUCAGCAGCACCUGAGUUCCUGCCUGUUCCUCCUGAAAGCCUGACCUGUCUGUGGAUUUUGGACUUGCCUUGCCAGCUCCCACAAUUGCAUAAAAUGAUUCCUUGCAAUGAAUCUCAACAUGUGUUAAUAUAUGCCUCCUGGUUCAGUUUCUCUGGUUGAACCUUCCAUGAUCCAUGCUUUUAAUAUCUGAUACCACUUCUAAGGUUAAGAAUGCCAAAAAGCAGCAGUUCCAGCCACACGGAGGGAAAUGAAAGUGACUUCUGUAAAUCUGAGCCUUCAGUGUCGGCUGUCCCAUAAUUUAUCCACUUUUGCCCUCUUCUGGUGAUACUUGGAAGUUCACAGUGAUGACAGCUCAAGAAACGCCCCUCACGAUUCUCGGGCAAUUCUGCUGAGGUCUCAUGGAAAAACAGGCAUUAUGCCAAGGGUACAAUCAGAUAAAUCACACUUUUCUCUUUUUCCAAUAUUUGGAGUUGCCUUCCUAGCUGAGAACAAAACUUUAGAUUGUGAACAUUUAUGGCAGCCAUCAGAAUGUUUGUUGCUUUAUUAAAAGUUUAAAAACAGAAAAGCAGUUUUUUGGUAGACAGGCUUACAUAUUCCUCUUGAGGUUCAAAGUCCUUUUCUCGCUACCCAUCUUUCCAUCCCACUUAUUAAAAUAUUACUUUAAAAUGCUUUAAGUGGAAGAACAAGGUUUCAUAAAAGUGCUGACUUAUGUUUUUAUGCAAUUUCCUUUCUAUACUUGAUGUAUCUUCGCCAUUUAUCAAUAAAGAUCCACUUGUUCCUAA